Messenger RNA from Hansenula ciferrii, 786 nucleotides. It is a transcript of the gene RPS4, whose product is annotated as 40S ribosomal protein eS4. The transcript has a single exon. Lineage: Eukaryota; Fungi; Ascomycota; Saccharomycetes; Phaffomycetales; Wickerhamomycetaceae. Gene Ontology annotation, biological process: translation. Gene Ontology annotation, cellular component: cytosolic small ribosomal subunit; ribosome. The coding region runs from base 1 to 786 and encodes 261 amino acids. The record is from RefSeq and is a predicted model, not a curated record. Gene Ontology annotation, molecular function: RNA binding; structural constituent of ribosome.
AUGGCUAGAGGUCCAAAGAAACAUCUUAAAAGAUUAGCAGCUCCAUCCCACUGGAUGUUGGACAAGUUAAGUGGUACUUAUGCUCCACGUCCUUCAGCUGGUCCACACAAAUUAAGAGAAUCAUUACCAUUAAUUGUCUUUUUAAGAAACCGUCUUAAAUAUGCUUUGAACGGUCGUGAAGUUAAAGCUAUCUUAAUGCAACGUCAUGUUAAAGUUGAUGGUAAAGUUAGAACUGAUGCUACUUUCCCAGCCGGUUUCAUGGAUGUUAUUACAUUAGAAGCUACAAAUGAAAACUUCAGAUUAGUCUACGAUGUUAAAGGUAGAUUUGCUGUUCACAGAAUCUCUGAUGAAGAAGCUUCAUACAAAUUAGGUAAAGUUAAACAAGUUGCUUUAGGUAAAAGAGGUGUUCCAUACGUUGUUACUCAUGAUGGUAGAACUAUUCGUUAUCCAGAUCCAGCUAUCAAAAUCAACGAUACUGUUAAAAUUGACUUAGAAUCAGGUAAGAUUUCAGAUUUCAUCAAAUUUGACACUGGUAAAUUGGUCUAUGUUACUGGUGGUCGUAACUUGGGUCGUGUUGGUGUUAUUACUCACCGUGAACGUCAUGAAGGUGGUUUUGAUUUAGUUCAUAUUAAAGAUUCUUUAGAAAACACUUUCGUCACCAGAUUACAAAACGUUUUCGUUAUUGGUGAACCAGGUAAACCAUACAUUUCAUUACCAAAAGGUAAAGGUAUCAAAUUAUCAAUUUCUGAAGAACGUGACAGAAGAAGAGCUCAAUCAGGUUUAUAA